CCCCCUAUUGUGUGCAAGUUAAUCUUCUGCAUGUGGCUGUAUGACUGACCCGACGGUAUAUGAGAGCCUGCAGUGUGGGCACCUUCUGCAAUUCCGCAGUGGCAGAAAAGAUGACUUUGAGGUUUGAAGCAUCGUGUCCACAGGGGAUCUGUCCUGGAUGGAGCGUAAUUGUAAAGGGCGAGAGAGGCUUCAGUGGAAAGAACUUUGAAAUCAACUUCCUCACCGAUUCAGAAGACAAGACUGCUUUCCAUUUAAAACCCUGUUUUGCUGAAGACACCAUUAUCUGCAACUCCUUUUUGUCAGGUGGCUGGGGUCACGAGGAACGAACUGACCCUUCCCCUUUGGAAGCUAAUGAGCCUUUCCAGAUUGAAAUCCACUCAGACAGUGAACAUUUCCUGGUGUUCAUAAAUGACAGCAUGAGCAUCCAGUAUCGCCACCGAAUGAAGCACUUCUCCGGCAUAACCAAACUGCGGAUUCUGAAUGACAUUAACAUUUCCUCUGUCGAGAUCUCUAAGCGUGAAAUUAAUGAGUAGUAUGGCCAAGUCUGAAAGACCUGCUCAGUACAAGAUGCAAUGUACACAGUUUAGCUACCCACACUCAGAAUUUGGCCUCAGAACUCUUAUUGGCUGUGAUAGUUAUGGCCUUUUGUAUUAUUGCUCUUUGUGUUUUGCUUUAUUGAGUUAGUCUGUAAAUCUAUAUACCUCCUUCCAACUUAUUUCAUUUCAAAAUGGCCUCAGAUUGCAUGCACACCCCCUGCCAUUAGCAAUUAGUUAUUUGUAAUAAUUAUUAAAAAUAAAGUUUAUUUUAGAUUGGCCAUAGAUUGGGCAUUUUUUUUUACCUAUAUGAUGAAGAAUGUAUAAACUUUUUUUUUAAUUGCCAAACAUCAGAUCUAAUUAGACAGGAUUUUUUUUCCAGCACACAAGUAAUGUUGCCAAUCACAUACUGUACACUACAGCCAACUGUGUUCAGGAAAAUUAUUAUUGGAAUUUUAGAAUAUUAUCUUGUUCAUUCAGUCUUAUCUUGAUUUAGUUAGACAUUGUCCCAAACUUGGUCAAGACGUAAAGUGGAAAUAAAGGCAAUUUUUACUCCCCUUUC
This is a messenger RNA of Rana temporaria (common frog), 1095 nucleotides long. RefSeq names its product galectin-related inter-fiber protein (gene GRIFIN). Gene Ontology annotation, molecular function: carbohydrate binding. Lineage: Eukaryota; Metazoa; Chordata; Amphibia; Anura; Ranidae. The record is from RefSeq and is a predicted model, not a curated record. Bases 60 to 533 code for a protein of 157 amino acids. The transcript is spliced from 4 exons.